AUUCUGUUAGAAUUUUUAUUUGGAUUGAUGGAUUUGGUUCUUAAAGUAUUAGCAGUCUGACUUUGUCAAUGUAAUGUUCUGCUCAGUGCUGCAGAAUAUGCCUCAAGAUGGUCUAAGAUCAGUUGUUUAUAGAUCAUUUGUCACAUGUGAUGAUUCAAAAGGAGUUGUGAAUUGUAAGACAAUAAAAAAAUCAAGGACUGGUUCUCAGCAAAUGGACCACAAGAACGAAAGCCAAAGGACACGAAAGAACUCAAAUACGGCUAUGGCAUACUACAUGGAGAGAGAGGACAUGGUCUCAAAAGGGUUUACAGAAGAAGUUCAUAGUCCAUCUUCUUUUCAAGUCAUGGAAGUCUCUAGAGGAGCCCAGAAGCUGAACCAGAUGAUUGACUCAUGGUCUAAAGGAGUGAUAUUUGAUGGGCAGUCUAAAGAUAUUGCACAAGAUUUGUUGAAAGGUGCUCUUGAUCUCCAAGAAUCUCUAGUCAUGCUAGGAAAGUCUCAAGAAGCUUCAUUGUAUAUGUCUUAGGUAAGAAAGAAGCCGCAUGAGAAG
Quercus lobata is the source of this 547-nucleotide messenger RNA. RefSeq lists its product as uncharacterized. The transcript has a single exon. The record is from RefSeq and is a predicted model, not a curated record. NCBI's taxonomy places the organism in Eukaryota, Viridiplantae, Streptophyta, Magnoliopsida, Fagales, Fagaceae. The coding region runs from base 74 to 523 and encodes 149 amino acids.